Molecule: messenger RNA, 2447 nt
Organism: Phacochoerus africanus (Common warthog)
Lineage: Eukaryota; Metazoa; Chordata; Mammalia; Artiodactyla; Suidae
Product: collagen alpha-1(I) chain-like
Exons: 4
Coding region: 1-678 (225 amino acids)
Source: RefSeq, a predicted model, not a curated record
AUGCGCGGUAGGGCUCUGCUUCGGGGACCAGGGGAGGCAGUCUCUGGGGCGGCAGUGGGGGCCCCCGGGCACCCAGACCUACCGCCGCACCUGCCGCCGGCCCCCGAGCCCGGUUCCGGACCCACUGCCCCGGGCGGGCGGCGGGCGCGGGAGGCGGGUGCGGGGAGAGGGCGGCUGCAACUCGGCCGCGAGUGGCCGGGAGGCGCAGUGGAGCGAGGAGCGGAAAGGGACGCAGGGAGCGGAAGGACCCUACGGGACGGGACGGAGCAGGGCGAGCAGGGGCUGGAGGGGAGUCGGGGAGUGGAAGGCGGAGGGCGCCCGGAGAAGGGCGAGGACCGUGGCCAGGGCAGCGGGACGCCCGUCCCAAGAGCCCCGCGGACGGAGGGCAGCACGCCGCUGCGGGCCGUUUGGAUGCCCUCAGCUGGAGAUCCUUUGAACUCAGUUACAUCCGCGCAGAGAGGAAUCAAGAUGGCAGAGGGGCAGGACGCAGGGCCCGCCUCCUCCGACAGGCGCAUCCACGAGCCGUCGACGGCGUGGGGAGCAGACCUCACAGGAUGCCUCCCAUUCCCAGAAGUGCAAGAAAGAGAGGCGCUGCCUCCGCUUGGAACGUUUCUGCUUCCACGUCCUGUAGGCUCGGGGAGCGGACGUCAGCUCCGGGGCAGGGAGCUUGGAGGCUGAGACGAAGCUUGUGGUGACUCUCGUGUCGUCAGGACCCUGGAGCCACCUGCCUGUCACCCCCGUGUUUCCUUUCCCCACGGAAGUACUUGCUUUCGAUCUUUCACGCACCACGGAGCCGUCAAUCUCAGCAACCAUCUUCUCGUUUUUAAGGCCCCCUCAAAACUUCCAACAUAAAUCCCCAUCAGGUGGUAAAUGAGAGCCUUCUGGAGCCCUGCUGUUCCAAGUGUGGUCUGCAGCCAGCCCCGUGGGGUCCCCCAGGGCGGAGAAGAGAGGCCCCGUCUCACGCCCCAUCCGCCGCCGCUCUGACCGAGUUCGUUCGUCCAUGACACAACAGGGUUUUUUGAACCUUGCGACUCUCAAAGCACCUGUCUGCUUCCUGGUGAGCCUAAAAAGCCUCUGAUCGGAUGCUUGCUCCAGGCGCCCACCACCCCGGGAAGGGCCGAGCACCAGCCUGGCUGAGGCACACAUUGGCAGCGCUGGAGGGCGAAGACCAAAGGGGCUGGGUCCUCAGGUUUCUGGACCUCUGACCCAGAAGCGCCCCAGGCUCUGGUUUUGGGAGAAGAGAAAGCAGACACUGUGUGAGGACAUGACGUCUCCUGGGAAGCCUGUGUGCGUCCGGUGCCCCCAGCCUAGAUCAGGCCCCCACCCCUGAAGCAUUUCCCCCCCCCCCGAGUCCUGGUCAGACUUUGCCAUCAUCUGGGGAGACUGUGUUCAAUACGGGUGCCCAGUGCCCUCCCGCCAUCAGUAGGAUGGGGAUUUCUGGGGUGGGGUCCAGCAGCUCCCAGGUGGGACUGCUGUGCGGCCGGAGCCCAGAGCCUCUGCCCUGUCCCCAGUUUGCUCCAUCCCCUGCGGAGGAGUCGCACCCCCCCAUGAGGUUGGAUGCCCCCACGGAUGUCCCAAGCACCCAGCUCAUAGUCCUCAGCGUGAUUUCCUAUCACUCUGCCCGCCCCGCUAGACGACCAGCUCCCGGGGUCCAGGAGCUGUGUCUCGUUUGCAGCGUGGCCCACGUGCCCGGCCCAUAAUCAGUGUCAUUAAACAUGUGACUGGAUAAGCAGCCAGGGGAGACCCUAAGUGCCUGGCCUGAUCCGUGCUUCCUCACUGCUCUGCCCAGCACCCAUUCCUCCCAGCCUGGUCCCACCCACUUUGCACCUGUCUGCCCACGGCUGGCACCACUGGACGCCUUGGCAGGGCACCCAGCCCGCCCUGCCCAGGGCACUGCCGCACCCUGGGGUCUCAGCACUCAUGUCUGGACGGCUCACCAGGUUGAACUUGGGCCCCUGGGUUUCCUUCUCCCUUGUUCCCGAGCCUUUUCUCCCUGCCUGAAGCUCCAGCAAUGAGACCUGAGUCUCUUUCCUGCUUUUGACCUGUACUGACGCUGCCCGGGGCCCUGAUUUCUUCUUCUUAACUGUCCCCCAAUGACGGGAAGGUGCAGCUCUUCUCUGACGUCCUAGUCUCCUACCCGCACUCCCAGAGCUGCCGGCAGACACGGAGGCUCCCCUCUUCCCAGGGUCCUCAGCGCUGCGCUGACGGCCGAGGCCCUCAUCACUGGCUGCGCUCCGGCCGUGAUGGUCCUUCCCGCACAGACUCUGGCCUCCCGGCCUGGGCUCCGCGCCCCCCGCCCCCCAUCACCGCAGCUGGGGCCAGGGUCCCCGCCCUGCAUACUUAGUAAACCCAUCCUUAAAAUCCCAUUCUUUAAAAAGUUAUCUUAUGGAAGUAUCGCUGAUUCACAAUGUCGUGUUAAUUUCUGCUACACAGCAAAGUGUUUCCGU